GCACUGGGUGCCGGCCGGGCCGCUUAGCGGGUGCACCGCGCCCAGAGGUUGCCUGAAGGGCUGCGGGGAAAUGGCGGCGUUGGGAGGUCUGCGGCUCCCGGGACGCGCGGUGCUGGCCCGGCGGCCCGUGGCUCCUGCCCCUGCUCAGCUGCUCCACCAGACGCCGGGGGCUGAGGGUGCUGAAAGCCCUGUCCCAGUCCAGCAGAAGAGCUCAGCUGUUGUCCAGAGGAAAUCCUACGUCCCCUCCAGCAGGGGCGAGUACAUUGUCACCAAGCUUGAUGACCUCGUCAACUGGGCACGGAGGAGCUCUCUCUGGCCCAUGACCUUCGGGCUGGCUUGCUGUGCAGUGGAGAUGAUGCACAUGGCAGCUCCUCGCUACGACAUGGACCGCUUCGGGGUGGUGUUCCGAGCCAGCCCCCGCCAGGCCGAUGUCAUGAUUGUGGCUGGCACCCUGACUAACAAAAUGGCUCCAGCUCUUCGAAAGGUCUACGACCAAAUGCCAGAGCCCCGCUACGUUGUCUCCAUGGGGAGCUGUGCCAAUGGUGGGGGUUACUACCACUACUCCUACUCAGUGGUCAGGGGCUGCGACCGCAUCGUGCCCGUGGACAUCUACGUGCCAGGCUGCCCCCCCACAGCUGAAGCUUUGCUGUAUGGAAUCCUGCAGCUUCAGAAGAAAAUCAAACGGGAGAAGAGGAUCCAGAUCUGGUACAGGAAAUAACCUCUAAUUUAUGACCUUUCCCCACUCACUGCCUGCUCAGGGCACUGCUCACCUUCAUACGCACAAGGACUCCGGGUCCUCACGAGCCUUCCAAUAAAACUCUACCUGGUUAAGGUGC
Calypte anna (Anna's hummingbird) is the source of this 836-nucleotide messenger RNA. It is a transcript of the gene NDUFS7, whose product is annotated as NADH:ubiquinone oxidoreductase core subunit S7. The transcript has 8 exons. Lineage: Eukaryota; Metazoa; Chordata; Aves; Apodiformes; Trochilidae. The record is from RefSeq and is a predicted model, not a curated record. The coding region runs from base 71 to 718 and encodes 215 amino acids. Gene Ontology annotation, molecular function: NADH dehydrogenase (ubiquinone) activity; 4 iron, 4 sulfur cluster binding; quinone binding. Gene Ontology annotation, biological process: aerobic respiration; mitochondrial respiratory chain complex I assembly; electron transport coupled proton transport.